Messenger RNA from Oppiella nova, 661 nucleotides. NCBI's taxonomy places the organism in Eukaryota, Metazoa, Arthropoda, Arachnida, Sarcoptiformes, Oppiidae. The record is from the annotation of a GenBank genome assembly.
AUGUGUUCAAAGAAUGAUAAGUUAGUCCUAAACAGUAUUUUUAACCCAUUUCUGCCCACAACUGAAGACAAUGAGACGACUGGUAACGACGUUGAGAUCAUCGGUGGUCCUGAAGAAGAAUUAGCCAAACAGUUGGAAAUCGAUGCCAUAAAUGCUGCCAAUUGUGCAGAAUAUGACCGAUCAUUGCAACUCUUAACUGAGGCUAUUAAUGCAGCGCCCAAUAGGGCAUCAUGGUCACAACUAUUAAUUGGAUUGAUUUAUAGCUACAACAAUAGGGCACAAGUGUAUCGAGUGAAAGGCAAUACCGAUCUUGCCUUUCAGGACCUAAAUAAUGCAAUUAACCUGAGCUCAGGUAAAGGUCUGGUCGCUCGACAAGCAUAUUGUCAACGAGGGCUCAUUCAUCUGCUUAAUGAUAGGCAGACUGAAGGUGUUGAAGACAUGAAAGUAUCGGCCAAAUUGGGCAAUGAAUUUGCGAGGGCACUGGUCGUCCAAAUGAAUCCAUACGCCGCUCUCUGUAACAAAAUGCUCAGAGAUAUGAUUGAUAAAUGUCGUAAUGGAGAGGAACAGUAGCUUAUAAAUACAGAUCAAUAAUUGCAAUUUUAUUAUUCCAUACAAACAAAUAUUAUUUCAUUUCUACUUAAUAUUACUGUACAUGUAUGCC